GUCAUCGCUUGCUCAGCUGUUGUAGUUUUAUUUUGAUUUGUAAUUUUAGCAACUCAUUAUUUCGCACAUACAUAAUUAGAAGUUGAUGAUUUAUGUAGGAAUAACUGAAAAAAAAAAAAACUGAUUUCUUAGAUUGAGUAAAAAUAGUUGUCGUCUCCAUCUACUGUGGAAAUAAAGAAUAAACGAAGUAUAAUUAAAAAUGUCUAAUCCUUUACCGGUUAUAACUAUACAAUGCGAUUGGAACGACGUUAUAAGAUUACCCAAAGGAACUGCCUGGAUAACUUCUAAAAAAUUGAAUGAAAAUGGUAUACAUGAUAAACUUACCACUUGUAUGAGUGAUGGAAAAGUGAAAAUUGAGUUUUCAGAUAAUUACCAAUACAUUUCUCAUGGACCAUUGAGUUUGGUAUUAAAACAUAUUCCCUCAGAUCUCAAGGUAGCAUUUAUAGCUCCGUCAAAAGCUCACAAAAUACAUAGUAAAGGGGUGUUAUCUGUAGCAGUAGCUGAAAAUGCUUUAGCUGUGUCUUCAUGUGAACAGGAUAAACUUGUGGUUUGGGACAGUAGGACAGGUGAAGUAAACCUUGAAUUAAAGGGCCAUGGUGGUCCAGUUUACAAAUGCAGGUUCUUCCCAUCAGGGAUAGUAGUUUUAUCUGCUGGUGCCGAUGGUUCCUGCAGGAUCUGGUCUGCAGAGUCUGGAAUUAAUCCUGUUACUUUGAAAGGUCAUACAAUGGCUGUGUGUGAUAUCUGUAUCAUUGAAAAAGGAAGAAAUGUUAUAUCUGUCAGCAAAGAUGGAUCAGCAAAACUAUGGUAUGUUGGUGAAUCAAAGUGCCUAGCUAAUGUUGUUGAAGGACAUGGACAGAUCAAUUGCUGUGCCCUCUCCACAACAAGUGAGGAAGUUGAGGUGGAAAAUGAGAGAGAGGUAGGAACAAAAAACAAAUUACUGGUUGUGGGAUGUGAGAGUGGCCAAGUAAUCUGUUCCCAUGUGGCCAAGAGGGCUCAAAUCUACUCUAAGCAGUUGGACUCAGCUUGUAACACCAUCAUUAUUUUGGACCAAUCUGUCAUUGUUGGUUGCAGCGAUGGAAAGAUAGUAAAAUUAAACCUUGAAGAUGGCUCGCUAUUAAAAGAAUGGCACGAAUCAGCUAGUCCUGUACUAAGCAUGGUAGUUCUGACCAAUCAAAUGUUCGCUGUUGGACGGCAGGAUGGCACAUGUACCGUGUUGACUCUUGACGAGGCCCACUCUAAACUUAGAGUGCAGCUGACCGGUGCUGAUUGUGAUGGCAUCAGGGACCUAUCGUUCAAUGGCAAGUGGGUAUUUGCUGGCUGUAGAGAUUCUAUGGUGCGGAAAUAUGACUUUAAUCAAAUCAAUGUCCACUUUAAAUAAAAAAACUUAAUAAUAUACUUAUGAAAUAAGAUUAUUUAUGUAUAAGAUUUAAUAUACCUUUGUCUUGGACAUUUAUCAUUAUGACAAUUUUAUUUGUGAAUAUAUUGUGAAGUAGGAAGUUAGGGUAUAUAAGGCGAUAGAGUAUAAAAAUUGAAAAAUGUUGCUGUUGGUAAUUUCUCUGUUUUGUAAUGAAGUUUCAUUUCUUUAAUUUACUUCUGCUAUUUCUGUCACAAGUGCAUACUGCACGAUAUUCUGCUGUUACAAUCUGUAAAAAGAUUAUCUCAUUAUAUUCAAUUGUAUGAAAGAUUUAUAAAUCUUUACACAGCUGUGGAGUUCCAUAAAGGGUAUAUGGAACUCCCUUUAUGGAACUCCACAGCUGUGUUCUCAAUCUGAUGCAUUGUUUCCAUAACGGUUUUACCACAGUGG
This is a messenger RNA of Spodoptera exigua (beet armyworm), 1804 nucleotides long. Lineage: Eukaryota; Metazoa; Arthropoda; Insecta; Lepidoptera; Noctuidae. The record is from the annotation of a GenBank genome assembly.